Molecule: messenger RNA, 1634 nt
Organism: Galleria mellonella (greater wax moth)
Lineage: Eukaryota; Metazoa; Arthropoda; Insecta; Lepidoptera; Pyralidae
Gene: Fer2LCH
Product: ferritin, lower subunit
Exons: 6
Coding region: 224-937 (237 amino acids)
Biological process (GO): intracellular iron ion homeostasis; iron ion transport
Cellular component (GO): cytoplasm
Molecular function (GO): ferric iron binding; ferrous iron binding
Source: RefSeq, a predicted model, not a curated record
UGACAAUAUUAUCUUUGGUCGCCACUCAAUCGGUACACAAAAAUUUAUAAUUACCCAGACGUGGAGUUUUCCUCGGCAGAUCAUACGGAUUUUUAUCAGUACUAUUUUGUCUUUGUUGAAAGUCGCCUUCUGCGCCAGUGUGUGUAAAGGCUGCACUUUCGACGGAUCACAUCGUGUCAAAUUAUUAUUCUAACAAAGUCAUUGCGUGUUAUUAUAUAGAAACAUGAAGGUCAUACUUUCAGUUGUCGCGUGCUUCCUCGCCGUGUCUGGUGCCCUCGCUGAGGACGCUUGCUAUAACGAUGUCUCUCUGCAGUGUGCACAGGCUUCAAACAACUUGGGCAGAGCUCGGAAUAGCUUGGCGCACUGUAACUCUAUAUAUGGGGAGUAUGGUCGCCAUGGUAACGUCGCCACAGAGAUGCAGGCGUACGCCAACUUGCAUCUAGAACGUUCCUACGAGUACCUGCUAUCUGCUGCGUACUUCAACAACUAUCAGACCAAUCGUGAUGGAUUUAGCAAGCUGUUCAAGAAGCUAUCGGACCAGGCCUGGGAGAAGACAAUCGAGCUGAUCAAACAUAUUACUAAGAGAGGUGGCGAAAUGAACUUCGCGCAGCGCAGCACCCAGCAACCGGCUGAACGCAAGAACUACACAGUCGAGCUGCACGAGCUGGAGUCCCUCGCUAAGGCCCUCGACACCCAGAAGGAGAUCGCCGAGAGGGCGUUCUACAUCCACCGCGAAGCCACCAGGAACAGUCAGCAUCUUCAUGACCCUGAAGUCGCUCAAUAUCUCGAGGAAGAAUUCAUCGAGGACCAUUCCAAGACCAUCCGCGAGCUCGCCGGCCACAUCACCGACCUCAAGAGCUUCAUAACCGCCAACAAUGGGCAGGACAAGUCGCUCGCGUUCUACCUCUUCGACGAAUACUUACAGAAGACCGUUUAAACACCAAAUGUACUUGGGCGUACUCAGUUUUAGAGGCAUUUUACAUUUGUUUGUUCUGUACUUAUGCGUUAACGUGAAUCGUGUGAAAUGGGAUGUAAUAAAAACAAGUCGAAAUAUAGUAACAUUAUUUGUAUAACUGACUUCAAAUCAUAGUUCGUUAAAAAGGGUUUAAUAUUUCAAAUCUACCCUGUCCCUUUUGAUAUGUCGUUAAUUAAUCUGUCGAUAGGUAUGUUAUCGCUACCGCAUACAUGAGUCAGUCAUGUUCAGUUUAUUACACUUUCUUUUUUUAUUCACGACACGAAAACGUGUCUAUUGAUAAAUGCGUUUGUCACAUGUCUGAGAGGGUUGUUAUAUGGAUAAAAAGUGCUUAAUUUUAUGGGCACCAUAACGUUUUGGCUUGUUGCAUCCUAUGGGUAUAUAUUAAAUUUAGAACAGAUAUAUAAAACGGGUACGCCCAUUCAUCAUAUCUUAAUAUUUUAUCCUAUAGUACAAUACUCCACUUUAUAAGCCCUGUCUCAAUAUUCAUACAAAGUCGCCAAUGUUGGUAAAAUAUCGGUUCCAAUGUACAAAUACAGGCUGUUCAAUAAUUAAGUUUAUUUUUUUUUUAUAAUAAGAAUUUAAAAUUGUAUAUUGUUGUAAGUAUAUUAGUAACAUCAUGUAGAUUUCAUGUUAUUUUCAAAUAAAAAAUAUCAUUAGA